Messenger RNA from Strongylus vulgaris, 465 nucleotides. Lineage: Eukaryota; Metazoa; Nematoda; Chromadorea; Rhabditida; Strongylidae. The record is from the annotation of a GenBank genome assembly.
AUGCCAUGGGCUAUAGCGUACCCGACUUUGAAAUUCAUAGAUUUAGAUAUCUCAACACAUGGAAGUCAACAACUGUCCAUUCUUAGUCUCAACGAACAUAUGGAAACGAAGGUGAAAAUGCGUGAUUACUUGAGGACUCGGCAGCUAGCAACAAUCAGUCAAACCUAUGUUUUAGUCGAGACAAUAUCCUUAAAAGAGCGUCUUGUGUUCUUCAAACAAGACGUUGACUUACUUCUUAAAAUAAAGCAUUCAAACCACGAAAACAUUAACCCAUUCAUUGGACUGUCAUAUGACAGCACGCAUUUGUACGUACUAUGGACUCACUGUUUUCGAGGAUCACUUGCCGAGCAAAUUUUCGGAAAAAAGGAUGAACGAGCAACAUUCGAAAACAACUUCCGAGGAGCCUUUGUUCGAGACAUCCUAAAGGUCGGUGUAUGCUUUACGUUUCUCCACUUCUGUAAGUGA